Thermothelomyces thermophilus ATCC 42464 is the source of this 447-nucleotide messenger RNA. RefSeq lists its product as uncharacterized. The annotation marks the transcript as partial. NCBI's taxonomy places the organism in Eukaryota, Fungi, Ascomycota, Sordariomycetes, Sordariales, Chaetomiaceae. The transcript has a single exon. The record is from RefSeq and is a predicted model, not a curated record.
AUGCGCCACGACGCGAAAACAUAUCAUAGCGUGGCUGCCAGACCAGAAACGCCGCCCACAGCGCCAUCUUCCCCUUCGAGUUCAUCGUCGCUCUCUACCCCGUCGCUACUGGAUCUAGGAUUCAUGCGGGAAGACACAGAUCUCUCAAGGAGCCAACAACCCCGCACGCCAGACCGACGAAGCGUCGACACGGCCGCCGCUCUCCGCUCCUACGGCCACGAGCGUGGCCCCCACAAACACAGCGGCCUUGGGGGCAAUCAACAGGCAGAUAUUCCCUUCAUCGCCGAGUUACCUGCAAUGCCGCCGCUUCAACAAACGUCAGCACCACCUCCCACCCCACCGCCAACAACCCCACCCCGGAAAGGACCAGCCGUUCCGAUGAGAAAAGAGGUCGGAGGCGCAAAACCAAUCACUUAUCUAAACCCGGUCGGCGAGCCGUGGGUCAAU